GAUGCUGCCGGGGCUGGCGGACGGCGAGGAGCGGGAGCUGGAGAGCAGCGAGGAGGGCGGCGGGGCGGGCGAGGAGCGGCGGCCGGAGCGGCACGGCAGCACCUACCACUGCCUCUACGGCUACCGCGGCUGCAGUCCCCUGCGUUAAGGCUGUAGAAUCGGUGUUAACGAUGGCUGGAUGUUCAGGUCCCCGCAGGGAGCCGGCAGCGGCGAUGGCAGCCCCGGCAGCGCGGCCGCAGAGACACCCUCCGCCGAAGACUUCAGCCUCUCCUUGCUGGACACUAACUUACCAGCUGAAGCGGAGACUGAAUUGCGCAGUUUUAUCGCUAAGCGUCUUACUAAAGGAGCCCUGUUUGAAGGAAUGGGGAAUGUAGCAUCAGUGGGGCUGAGCAUACCAGAAAAUAAAGUUGGCUGUUAUUACUGUCGUUUCCAACAAGAAAAUCUUCUAGAAAUGGCAACACUGGAAUCAGACAUCGGUACUCCAGAAUAUGUGAUUUGUUUCUUAGGUGGCUCAGAGAAAGGUCUGGAACUUUUCAGACUUGAGCUGGACAAAUACAUUCAAAGUCUGAAGAUAAAACUUGGUUUGGAGCAAAAAAACUUGGAGACCUAUGUUAAGCCCUACUUGCGCAGCUGGUUCGAGGAUGCCAUAUGCCCUAUCCAGAGGGUAGUCCAGCUCUUCCAGGAGAAACUCGCUGCCUUGUUGCAUGCUGCUUUGAGUUACACUCCUGUAGAAGUAAAAAACGCAGAUGAAAGAACAGAAAAAGACAUCAGCAGGUUUGUGGCAGCUGCCAGUCUCCAAGGACUUGUUCAGGAAGGAACAAUGACCUCCUUGUGUAUCGCCAUGACCGAGGAACAGCACAAGUCAAUGAUUAUAGACUGCAGUGGACCUCAGCCUCAGUUGCAUAAUGCAGGAAGCAACAAAUUCUGUGAGGACUGGAUGCAUGCUUUUCUGAAUGGUGCUGAAGGUGGAAAUCCAUUUCUCUUCCGGCAGAUUUUGGAAAACUUUAAAUUGAAGGCAAUACAAGACAUAAACAACCUGAAGAGGUUUAUCCGCCAGGCUGAGAUGAACCACUACGCCUUGUUCAAGUGCUACAUGUUUCUGAAGAACUGUGGCAGUGGGGACAUCCUUUUGAAGAUUGUUAAAGUAGAACAUGCAGAAAUGCCAGAAGCCAGAAACGUAGUGACCGUCCUCGAGGAAUUCAUGAGAGAAACAUCAGUGGUUUAAAAUUAUCUUAAUUAUUCUGUACUUGUUUGAGGGUAUUGUAUAAAUCAUUAAUUUCUUUGUGCAGCUUAGUUUCACUAUGGCAGGAUUUUUAAUUUAUAUUUAAAAGUAUUACCUAAGUCAAACCUAAGUUGCAGUUUCAUCUGCCUUCUCUCUUUUUUAGACAAAGCAGUAUGAGCUUUUUAAUGUGUAAAUAUCAGACAUACAAACUCCUGCAUAGUUUUCAGUGCUUACCAGAUUCUCCAAGUGACUUACUCCUUUUCUAAGGAAAUCAUGACAUUUGGGUUUUACAGUCAUUGCACAAAAAAACCCCUAAUCGCAAGUCCCUUAUCUGGCAAGCAUUUCAGUAUUUUAAAUAUUUUAAAUAUCUUUAAAAUGAUCAUAUCUAAUCAUUAACAUCUGGUUACUUUUGUUUUAAUGUAUAAAGAAGCACAAACUUCUGGAUAAUCCAUAGUAAAUGAAUUAAUCAUUUAUAUAAGAGAACAUAGGUAACAAGUCUGUAGCUUGUUUCCACAUUCUGCUUCAAAUUGGCAGUUUGCUCUGUUACAAGAUAAACAACUUGGUAUGAACAGAAUGGCCUUAAGACUGAAGAGUUGUAGGAAUCGGUUUGUGUGUGCUCGUAGGUACGCACAUGUACACUGGAGAGAUGUUAAUAAUUCCCAGGCUAUUUGAUGAAUGCCAUUCUUCGUUAGUUUGCGUUGUGAUCAAGACCUUCGUGUGUUCUCAGUACCCAUUUUGCAUUACUGUCAAUUGCUCUUGUACCUUUUUAACAAACUUGGAGCACUGAUCGUUUAGUAUUUUGCCUGAUGGGGAAACAGGGAAGAGCUCAGUUUUAAAAAUAAAAAAAAAAUAAAAUUAAAAA
Messenger RNA from Calidris pugnax (ruff), 2084 nucleotides. RefSeq names its product chromosome unknown open reading frame, human C17orf75. The record is from RefSeq and is a predicted model, not a curated record. The transcript is spliced from 10 exons. The coding region runs from base 179 to 1225 and encodes 348 amino acids. Lineage: Eukaryota; Metazoa; Chordata; Aves; Charadriiformes; Scolopacidae. Gene Ontology annotation, cellular component: trans-Golgi network.